Molecule: messenger RNA, 4638 nt
Organism: Knipowitschia caucasica
Lineage: Eukaryota; Metazoa; Chordata; Actinopteri; Gobiiformes; Gobiidae
Source: the annotation of a GenBank genome assembly
AUGGAGAACCCGGUGCUGGAGCCACGAGCAGAGCGCAUCGCCCGGUACAAGGCAGAGCGGCGACGGGAGCUGGCGGAGCGCUUCGGAGUGGUAGAGGAACUGCCGGUGAAGUGGACCAGGACCGAGGCCAGAGAGGGCCAGGGCGAGCAGGGCAGGCACAGGGGGAUGGUGACCUCAGAAAGUGAACCAGCGCUAACGAACAGACUUCACAGCAGGACGAGAGCAAACGGACUCGAAGCAGACGAGCUCAGCCACCACAGAAGGCCCGGGCCCCAGGACGGUGUAGAGGGGGAGGUGGACGGGCCUCAGCUCCACACUCGGGUGUCAGUGGGUCAGCUGAGAAGUGCUCUCCUGCAGCAGCGUGGGACCCCGAGUGACCAAACCAGUGCUCCUGACGCGGCCUCGGCCUCCCUGGACCUGGCCCUGCGCCCGGGUUCAGAGGCUCGGAGGCGCACACGGCGGUACCUCCCUUCCGGGUCGACCGUGUCCUCCCGAAAAACCAGCGACCGAUUCAGAACGCAGCCAAUCACAGCCACCGAGAGGGAGCAGAGCAGUGGUGUCCUGGAUGAAGUGGAAGAGGAAGACUCGAAAGGUGAUGUUAAAACAGACGACAGAGCCAAGAUGAGUGUGGCGGCGAAGAUGUCUUUGUUCAAGGAGCUAGAGAAGUCUGCCCCUGCCUCCUCCUUCCUGAAGCCUCGUUCUGGGAGCGUGAGUCACGAACGCCGGGCACGGAGGAGCCAAGACCACCGCUUCAUGACGCAGCCCAUCACCUGUGAGGAGAUGGGGGCCAUAAGUAUCCCCAAAGCCGCCCCAGUCCCAGCCCCGGCUCCAGCCCCGGCUCCAGCCUCAGCAGCAGCAGCAGCAGCAGUAGAGCCUGAGUGCACAGACCCAGAGCUGGUGGAGGAUGAGAGCUGUAAAAUGAGCAUGAGUGAGAAACUGGCUCUCUUCAACAAGCUGUCUCUGCCCGAGCGGAUGGCGGGAGGUCCAACAGAAUCAGCCCCAGACAGACGCAGACAGAAGGGGGCUCGCUACCGCACCCAGCCCAUCACUGUGGAGGAGGUCGGCCUGCUCCAGAAAGGCCCAGUGCAGCUGCCUGCUUUCUCGCUGGCUCCUCACCUCUCUGAGAGACAGCAGGCUUUGUCCAACAACCUGAAGCCCAGCGAGGUCCGCCGCUCACAUCCCAAACUGGACCCAAGUGCUGAGUACUUUUCUCCCCAAUCGAACCCACAUCUGCCCCAUACUGACUCUGAACUGGGUUUACGUAGCAUCCUGAAGAAAAGUGGCUCUGGAGGCUCCGAAUGGGCCCAGACCGACACGGCCGUUUUACCUGAGCAAAAUGGCGGUGAAAGGGACACUUUCAGAAGGAAGGAGGAGAGACAGGAAGUGACAUCAGCGCAGCAAAGGGCAAAUGUGGACGGGGCAACUCCAGGUAGAGCGCCAUGGCGACAGAGGGCGCGGGGCCGCAGGGAAACCAUCGCCUGUACGUCGCUGAGACCCGAAACGGACGCGGGGGCCGAGAGGCUCAGCGCAUUGCCAGUGCUAAGCAAUGGCCUUGAGAGCGGUGGUCUGAGUAUAAGACAAAGAGAAGCAGCUUUGACAGCACGAGUGUCGCUACAUGACAGCAGCACUGAACCAAAACCAAUCACAAACGGCCGCAGAGCUAAGGACGACUCAGACAUCGCACAGGACGGUAGCGGUGACGGCCCUCAGUCCUGGGGCCCCGUCUUUGCCUCUGUGUUCUCUAGCAGUAGGCCUCAGUACAUAAUGUGUUUCAACCAGACAAGCCAGUCAUUUGAAGCCCAAGAAGUGGCAUCACCAGCACCAAACUCUGCUCUGCCCCUGUGGAGAAAGAAGGAGAACGAUGAUGAGUCCAGUGGAGCAGAAACUCACGCACAGGAACAGAAGAGAGGGGCGGAGUCUCCGGUGGAUGAGCAAAGGGACAAAAACGAUUUAGAUUUAGAGUUUGAAGCGUGUUUACCCGAUGACACAGCCGUCAGUGCAGAGGUGAAGGAUGUGCCGAGAGCCUGUGAACCGCACCCGUCUGAUGGAGGUUUCCAUGGCGACUUGUCUUCCCUCGCCCCCUGUGUACCGCCUCCAAGAGACGCCUCAGCCGCAGAAUCACAGGACGUCUUCUGCCAGACCAACACCAACAUCUUGACGUCAGCGGUAGCAGAGCACCGGCGCUCCGUCCGCCCGUCCAGACGCACUCAGGGCUCCAGAAACCCGCUCCGCGCUCUGGCCGCCAGAGCAGACCUCCAGGACGACUUCAUGGGAGACUCAGCCGAUGAGAGACUGCAGGCUCAGCAGAAAUCUAAAAACUGCUCCUCGAGUCUUUCAAAGGCAUCUAAUUGUGGAAAUGUCUCUGGCGCGUCCCGUGAGACCAACAAAAACCUAAUGCUCGUCCACAUCAAAGGAAGGCGGCAUGUCCAAGUCAGACUCGUGGAGCCAUCGGUGAGGUCUCUCAACAGCGGAGACUGCUACCUGCUGGUGACUCCGGAGCACUGCAUUGUGUGGAGCGGAGAGUUUGCCAACGAGCAAGAGAAAGCCAAGGCCCGUGAGCUGUCCGUCCUGGUCCAGAGCCAGAGGGACCUAGGUUGUAGGGCGACCCGUGUGGUGCAGCUGGAGGAGGGGUUGAACUCCGACAGUGCAGAGGCCUCAGACUUCUGGAGCCUGCUGGGAGGACGCACACAGUACAGGGGAGCCAGCGCCCCAGAGGAGGACGAGGAGUUUGAGCGAGGAGUCUCUGAGUCCAACUGUGUGUAUCGUCUGGUGGAGGACCGACUGGUGCCUCAUGAAGAGGCCUGGGCCUGCGCCCCCACGGCCUCCCUUCUGGAACCCACUGAGGCUCUGGUACUGGACUUCGGGGGUGAGGUGUACCUGUGGACCGGGCAGGACGUGUCCCCCAGCAGGAGGUCAGUGGCGCUGCAGUUGGCUCAGCAGGUUUGGAGCGGUCCGUACGACUACAGCAACUGUCAGCUCAACCCUCUGGACCCCACACAGAGCAACCCCGCUGUUAAACCGACGGGAGAGGGACGUCCAGCCUGGGCCCUCUUCAGCCUCAUCUCUCAACACAGUGAAACAGCUUUGUUCAGGGAAAAGUUUGUGAACUGGACCAAGAGCGGAGCCUUUAGUGCUUCUGAGGCAGUGACACAAGAAUCUCAGCCUCAGCCCGGCCCCUCAGACCUCAGUCCGUGUGAUGCCAAGGCCCUGGUCUCGGGACGGUCCACAGAGCGGGAGCCCCCCAGUGUUCUAAGUGGUGGGGACGUGUCCGGAGGUAACCAGGCCAUUUCUCUGGACGUCGGGCGGCAGACGGAGCUGAGCACUUUGGCUGUGGACACGUGGCUCGUCCAGGAGUUUGACGACACUGAGGUCCCUGUGGAGAGUACGGGACAGCUGCACGAGAAGGAGUCCUACGUGAUCCGCUGGACGUACAGCUUCAACUGCUCUGAUAAAACUAAUGGUUUGGACUCAGCCCUGAGUGAAAACACUGCCUUCUUUUUGUGGCGUGGUCGUCACUCCAACGCCAGCGGUCGAGACACUGCAGCUUUCCUCUCCAUCGACUCCAAACACCAGGAGGCGGCACAGGUGGUGGUGCCUCAGGGAUCAGAGCCUCCACGUUUUCUGCAGCUCUUUAGCGGAGGUUUGGUGAUCCACAAAGGAACUCGAGAAGAAGCCGUCUCCAGAACAGGAGACUGGCGCCUGUUUGUUGUGAGAGGGGAGCUGCCGGAGGAGGCCUCUCUGUCGGAGGUGGACUGCUGCUGCGCUGGGCUCAGAUCCAGAGGUUCUGUAGUUCUCCUCAACGCUCAGCAGGGGGCACUGUAUCAAUGGAUUGGCUGCAAAGCUCAAGCCAGCACCAAGGAGGUUGGCAGGAGGACAGUGGAGCGGCUCACUCAGACGUGUCCUCCUGAACUGGGGCUCAGCAGGAGUAGUCCCCUGAAGGUGCAGAAGGUGGAGGAGGGGUCAGAACCAGCAGAGUUCUGGACUGCACUGGGACACAUGGACCGAAAGGCCUACGACUGCAUGCUGCAAGAUCCGGGGAAAUACAACUUCACGCCUCGCCUCUUCCACCUGAGUGCGUCCGCAGGGAGUUUUAAAGCCGAGGAGCGGCAGAGUCCCAGCCGGAUGCCAGGACUCGUCAUGACCAUGCCCUUUGUCCAGGAAAUUCUGCUCUCUGCCCCCCAGCCUGCAUUAUUCCUUCUGGAUAAUCGCCUGGAGGUUUACCUGUGGCAGAGAGGGCAGCCCGACCAGAGCGACGCUGCAGCCUGGAGCCUCUGGCAGAACGAGCGGCGGUGUGCCAUGGAGACAGCCCUCCAGUACUGCAAAGAAAUGAAUCCUAGACGACCGCCCCAGGCAUAUUUCAUCUCUGAAGGGACAGAACCUCUCACUUUCACCAACGUGUUUCCAAACUGGGACAGGAGCCUGGGACCUCAAGCACAGGGUGAGGAGGGGCGGCUGAAGCUGACCUUGGUGCAGGACGUCUUGGCUCAGCUCAUGAGGACACACUUCCCCCUGGAGCAGCUCAGCCACAGCCCUCUGCCUGCAGGAGUGGACCCGCAGCACCUGGAGGUCUAUCUGUCCGACCAAGGCUUCCAGACGCUUUUGGAAAUGAAGAGAGAUGACCACGGCUCUUUGAAUUGA